Dovyalis caffra is the source of this 534-nucleotide messenger RNA. The record is from the annotation of a GenBank genome assembly. Lineage: Eukaryota; Viridiplantae; Streptophyta; Magnoliopsida; Malpighiales; Salicaceae.
AUGUCAGUGGCAUCCUCAAUCCCAUACAUCAAACUCCCAAACCCUUCCUCGUCAUCUUGCACCUCCCCAUGUUCCUCUUCAUCAACCUCCUCAGCGUCUUCUUACUAUAGGUUUUCUCCAACAACAAAGCCUUAUAUUGUGACCAUAAGGAGCUCUCAAGCUGAAGGGCCUGUAAGGAGACCUGUGGCCCCUACUGUUAGAGAGCCUUCCCCGCCUGCAGCACCAUCGUCUCCCGUGAAGCCUGUCCACCCUUCACCGUCUUCUCCAGUGCCUGUGGAGGACAAGAAUGUGAUUACUUUGGAGUUCCAGAGACAAAAGGCCAAGGAGCUUCAAGAAUAUUUUAAGCAGAAGAAGCUUGAGGAAACAGAUCAAGGUCCUUUAUUUGGGUUCGUUGGCAAGAAUGAGAUAGCCAAUGGGAGAUGGGCAAUGUUUGGCUUUGCUGUUGGAAUGCUAACAGAGUACGCAACGGGCUCAGACUUUGUUGAUCAAGUAAAGAUACUUCUCUCCAAUUUCGGGAUAGUAGAUCUGGAAUAA